Messenger RNA from Grus americana (Whooping crane), 2981 nucleotides. RefSeq names its product protein disulfide isomerase family A member 6 (gene PDIA6). The coding region runs from base 101 to 1441 and encodes 446 amino acids. The transcript is spliced from 13 exons. Gene Ontology annotation, biological process: response to endoplasmic reticulum stress. Gene Ontology annotation, molecular function: protein-disulfide reductase activity; protein disulfide isomerase activity. Gene Ontology annotation, cellular component: endoplasmic reticulum lumen. Lineage: Eukaryota; Metazoa; Chordata; Aves; Gruiformes; Gruidae. The record is from RefSeq and is a predicted model, not a curated record.
CGCCAAUGGGCGGCGGCCACGGCAGGGAACGCGCGGCGCGUGGGCUGGGGGCGGGGCAGGCAGGCUCUAGUAGCGGCGGCCGAGGAAGCAGGGGGCAGCCAUGGGGGCGCGUGCCGUGGGCCGUCUUUGGUGGGGCACAGUGAGCUGCACGUUAUUCCUGGCAGUUAAUGGUUUAUAUUCAGCCAGUGAUGAUGUGAUAGAGCUAACACCAACUAACUUCAACAAGGAAGUCAUUCAGAGUGAGAGCCUGUGGCUUGUGGAGUUCUAUGCCCCAUGGUGUGGUCAUUGUCAAAGACUAACCCCUGAGUGGAAGAAAGCAGCGACAGCAUUAAAAGGUGUAGUGAAGGUAGGUGCAGUAGAUGCAGAUAAGCAUCAGUCCUUGGGUGGACAGUAUGGAGUCAGAGGAUUUCCAACUAUCAAGAUAUUUGGAGCCAACAAAAACAAAGCAGAGGAUUAUCAGGGUGGCAGGACAAGUGAUGCCAUUGUCGAUGCUGCUCUAAGUGCUCUUCGGUCCCUGGUGAAAGACCGUCUCAGUGGUAGAAGUGGAGGAUAUAGUUCUGGAAAACAGGGCCGAGAGAGUGGAGGUGGAGAUAAGAAGGAUGUGAUUGAGCUGACUGAUGACAGCUUUGAUAAGAACGUCAUAAACAGUGACGAUGUGUGGAUGGUGGAGUUUUAUGCCCCAUGGUGUGGGCACUGCAAAAACUUGGAGCCAGAAUGGGCAGCUGCUGCCACUGAGGUGAAGGAACAAACAAAGGGAAAAGUAAAGCUGGCUGCAGUAGAUGCAACAGUCAAUCAGAUGCUGGCAGGCCGAUACGGGAUUCGUGGAUUUCCCACAAUUAAAAUCUUCCAGAAAGGAGAAGACCCUGUUGAUUAUGAUGGUAGCAGAACUAGAUCUGAUAUAAUUGCUCGUGCUCUGGAUCUAUUUUCGGAUAAUGCCCCACCACCUGAGCUCCUGGAGAUAAUUAGUGAAGAUGUUCUGAAGAGUACCUGUGAUGCUCAUCAGCUCUGCAUCAUUUCUGUCCUGCCUCAUAUUCUUGACACAGGAGCUUCAGGGAGGAAUUCUUACCUGGAUGUCAUGUUAAAAAUGGCUGAAAAAUACAAAAAGAAAAUGUGGGGGUGGCUGUGGACAGAAGCAGGUGCUCAGUCAGAUCUUGAGAGCUCUUUGGGGAUUGGAGGCUUUGGGUAUCCAGCAAUGGCAGCCAUUAAUGCUCGGAAGAUGAAAUUUGCCCUUUUGAAAGGAUCGUUCAGUGAGCAAGGGAUUAAUGAGUUUCUCAGGGAACUGUCUGUUGGUCGUGGCUCUACAGCACCGGUGGGUGGUGGAGCUUUCCCUAAAAUUCAUUCAGUUGAACCUUGGGAUGGCAAAGAUGGUGAGCUUCCAGUUGAAGAUGAUAUUGAUCUUAGUGAUGUGGAUUUGGAUGACUGGGAGAAAGAUGAGCUGUGAGAUCUUCAGGAAACCUCUUUUCUUGGGAGAGUUUGUGCAGCAGUUUGCAGCCUGGUUCACAAUCAGAUGGAUAUUCCCGUGGCCUUUUUAUGGAGAAAUAGCACGUGACACACUGUGCUAUCUGAUGCACUGCAGCAGUGAACUGUACACAUCUCAAGAAAACAUUGCAGAAAUUCUAUGAAUUGUCAUAACCAGUAAACUUGAUUGUAUUCUGUGUAACAAAUAUUUUGAGGACAACAUGGAUAUUUCUUUGGAACAUCUUGGGUUUUAUUUUGUUGAUAGUGUGCUGUUUGAGUGUUAUUGGAGGCUGUUAGUGUAACCAAUUUUAAAUGUGAUAUUUUUUCAUGGAGGUGGAACCUGGUCAGCUUCUGUUUCAAUUAAAGAAUAAACCAGAAUAUUUUUGACACACACUGUUAGUCUUGUAUAGAGUAACAAAGGUGCCCAUGAUAAAAGGUAUCUUAUUUUGGAUGACUCUUGAAAAAUGAACGGUAGAAUAGAGAGGCCAGUGCAGAGGGAGAGUCCUAAACCACCCCCUUGCUGUGAACGAUCUUGACAGUUUGGCCCAAAGCCUGAUUAGACAGACAAUCUUGGUUUAAAUGCUCUUUAGUCUUCCUUUUCCUAUUCCUUCUCAGGGGCUUUCUCUUUUUGUGCCAGACUUUAAGAUCAUUAAUGCAACAGAAGAGGGGUUGCUGCUGCAGUGGGAGACACUGGGAGCUGUUGGUCUUUUCCCCAGGAUGAGCAGUAAAGCUAAUCCCCAUUUUAGGGCAUGAGGAUUUCCAGGUGCUAAUAGAAAAACACCACGGUGCUGUCUCCAGCGAAUUGGAUCUAGUAUCUCCUCACUUUCCAUCUGGCAUUGUUUUGAUUUGAAAUUGCUAUUUCCUUGGAAGGGGAAUUGGGAAUAGGGAUGGUUGCUGCUGCUUUUUUAAUAAAUAUAUCAUUAUUUUAUUGCUCUCCAUGUCUUGUGUAUCAAGGUCUAGUGAAGUGAUCAGCUUGUUUAUAAAUAAGGAAUGAAAGAACUGAAAUUUCCCCUCCUUUCAAGGAAAUAACUUAAUUCGGAUAUUUGUCACCUGGUGUUGGUAAGAGAUCGCCUAUAGCUCAUCCCUAUGGAAGGUGGUGUAAGAACCAUCAGUAACCAACUGCAACUUGACUGCUGAUGUGGUGCAGGAAAUGCGCUCCCACUCUAACUCCUCCCAGCAGAUGAGAUCUGAUGGAACUGUUCUUACUGAAAUGUCUUCACAAAAACUAAACUUAUGAGUACUUGGGACUGUAAGUCACACUACAGUAAGUUCCACAGCAGUUUUGAGGAUCUUUCUUCUUUAGCUUUUUUUUUAAUUAAAAAAAAAAAAAAAAACUUUGGGUUUUGCUCUGAUGCUUUCUACUUCUCUGGGUUUUUUUUAAGUUUGCUUUGUUAGAAAAACAGGACUGUGCACAUCUAGUAGAUCCGUUAGCCACCACACACUUUUUAAAUGGUUUUAUUUCAAGUCCAGUAGAUAGUCCAUCUUUGUAACUUCCCCAAAAAAAAAUAAAUACUACCAUAGUA